Penicillium daleae is the source of this 1383-nucleotide messenger RNA. Its product is annotated as RraA family protein. NCBI's taxonomy places the organism in Eukaryota, Fungi, Ascomycota, Eurotiomycetes, Eurotiales, Aspergillaceae. The record is from RefSeq and is a predicted model, not a curated record. Bases 1 to 1383 code for a protein of 460 amino acids. The transcript has a single exon.
AUGAGUCAAAAUAAUAUCCUAGAGAGGCUUGCAGCUCUCGAUACCAACACUGUUUCUGAUGCCCUUGACUUUCUCAAGCUUCAAGGUGCCGUAUACGGCCUACGACCGCUAUGGGACUGUCCAAAGAUUGCUGGAAGAGCCAGCACAGUUCAGCUAGGCCCAAAGACAGGCACCGCCCCAACAUCCCAUUUGAUCACCCCCGUCAUCAGCGCAGUGACAACAGAUGACCGUAUUCUAGUCAUCGCCGGUGGGCUGGAGGGCAUUUCAUGCUGGGGCGACAUCAUCGCCGACGCGUCAAAGGUCAAGGGCAUACGUGGCACUAUCGUCGAUGGCAUGAGCCGUGAUAUUGAUGGUAGCCGCGACGUUGGAUUUCCUGUUUACGGCCUCGGAGUCACUAUGAUCAGUGCGCGGAAUCGCAUGGUGCAAACCGAUUCAGGGACACCGAUCCUGGUGCGCGGUGUGACAGUCAAGCAAGACGACUACGUGAUCGCUGAUCGGUGUGGAACUGUAUUCAUUCCCGCUGGGCGAAUUGAAGAAGUUCUGGAUCUGGGUGAGCGAAUCGAUCGUCGACAGAACCUCAUGGUUCAAGAAGUUCGUGCCGGGAAGCCAGUAUGCGAGGUUAUGCACGACUCGCAAUUCGACGCCAUCAACAAUAUCAAGACAUCGGAGCUAGGAAAGAUCUGCGGUGCUAUAUACGCUCUGAAUGGUAACCCAAAAAAAGCCAGUCCGGAAGAUGAAGAGCUGGUAGCGCUAUUCGCAGACUCGGACACACCUGGUGUGUCUGAUGCACUCGACAGGCUGGGAAUUCCCGGACAGGUGUUCAACAUCAUACCGCUGACCCACUACAAGAAGGUGACUGUUGGACCCGCUUUCACUGUGCGGUACGUCCCUGCCAGCAACCAGCCAGGAAGCGUGGGCGAUUUCAUCGACGAUGUUGCCGUAGGUGAUGUAGUCGUGAUCGACAAUGGCGGUCGCACAGAUUGCACUGUCUGGGGCGAUAUCAUGACCCAGUACGCCGGUCUUCGGGAUAUAGCUGGAACAGUUAUCGAUGGUGUCUGCCGUGAUGUGAAUCGUGCCAUUGACGACAACUAUCCUCUUUUCACUGCGGGCCGUUGGAUGCGAACUGGGAAAGAUCGCGUGCAGGUGGGAGGAGUCAACGAGCCGGUUGGUAUUGGCAAGGUCCGAGUCGAGCCUCGAGACAUUGUUGUCGCUGAUGCGAAUGGUGUUGUUAUCGUGCCGAGAGCUCGUGCUCGUGAGGUAGCUGAGGUUGCCCGGACGAUUGAGAGGAGCGAGGCUGGUAUCCGCGAGAUGAUUACUGAUGGAGCUACUAUUGCCGAGGCACGAGAGAAGCUUGGAUAUCACACUCUACAGCGCAAGGCUUAG